CCGUGCUGGGAGUCCAGGCCCAGGGAGCGGCCGGGGGCGGAGUAAGGCCGUGGGGCUUAUGCCGGGCGUUCCUCGUCGGUGCACGGCGCUGCCUGCGGCCUUCGUCGCGGCUGCGAGCUGGCAUUCGUCUUGCUGUGCGCGCUGUGCUUUGUGAGGGAGUCCUGCUUCCUCCCCGACCUAACGCGGUUGGCUUUGCUGUCGGAUGCAGAGUUUAAUGGACGUGCGUACGCUGCUCAAGGUUUAAGAGGCCUAAAGCUAUACUAGAACUUAGCGAGAAUGGAUACGUACUUUAAAGCUGCAGUCUGUGACUUGGACAAACUACUGGAUGAAUUUGAACUGAAUACAGAUGAAUGUGACUUCUCCAGAGCACCUCAGAAUCCAUAUGAUUCAAAACACCGUUCCCUUCCUUUGGAUUUGGAAUUCUUGCAACGCGUAUACCCAACACAAAAACUACAGGAGAAUGCUAACAGUUGUACUGCAUCAGAAGAAAUCUCUCAAGCCAGCCACACCAGACCAAAUGAAGGGAUUCUGAAUUGUUCAUCACAAAAUGAGAGGAGUGUUUCUGGGCCUGAUAUUUUGUCCACUGUGAACAGUGCUUCCUCGGAAGGAAGUCAGGGUUCAAACCUGGGAAGUAGUAUACUUACGUGUGAUCUUGUUAAUGACAUAAGUAACUUGAUCCGUUCAGCAGGUGCUAAUGUAGAUAAUCAGAAAUUGCAGCCAGGUGACUCUCACUGUAGUGAAGACUGUUUGAGUGGCUUUGGCAAAUCUUUCAUACCUCUUCCUGAUUGUUUAUUUUCAUUGGGUUGCAGAGGUGUUUCGUGUACAGAGCAGAAUGAUGGGGACUCAAUGCUACAACAUUCAGGACCUCUUAAAACAGAAGAGAGUAAUCAAUUAGCUUUAAAAUCAGAUGUUUUUGCUAAAGCAAAGGUUUCAGAUCUGUGUGAUUAUCACUUCACUUUAAAAAUACAGUCCUAUAUUGAAGUAUUUGAUCAUCUUGAACAAACUGCUCACCCUAAUACUGCGUGUGUCUCUGAAACAUUACAGAAUUCAAAUGUGUACGAUCCCAAAGAUGAGGCAGCGUAUGAAAAAUUGCCUUCUGAGCCACAAGACGGAAGCACGUGCUCUCCUGUGAGCAAAGAGAUGUAUGGAGGAAAUGCUGCAGAAAAUGUUACCUUGGAAGAUCAGUGUAAAAUGGAAUCCAUGCCUUCAGAUCUGCCAAAUAGACAUCAGAUGGACAAAAGCAGUGGAACAUUACCUGAAAGUCAUGCUUUACAAGGCUCCAUACAUCAAACGGGGGCUGAAGUAGAACUAGAAGAGAAAAUUACAGAAGAAAAUAUGGGUAGUGAAAAAGUUGCUGACAGUGAAGUACUAAACAGUGCUUUAACUUUGUGUGUAUCAGUUGAGGAUGUCCAGACAUCACUGCCACAUCUUCCACUUCCUGUAUCUCUGUGUGGUUCCUCAGUUGUAACGGAAGAAAAAGUUAAUCUUCUACCUCAGAAUGAAAUAGCAGAGGUUAUUAGUGACAGUUUAACUGUUAACGCUGGGAAGUUUAAAACGGAUCUCUCUAAUUGUGAAUCCCCCAAAGAGACUGACUUAGAUGAACAGGAAGGAUAUUUAACUAAAAUCAACCAAAGCAUUGUAGAAAAUACAGAUGGAGAGACCUGUAAUACUGAGAGUGUAAUUGAUGACAGUGAUUCUGAGCAAAUCAAAGCUAUUGCUCCUACUUUCAUGGAAUAUGAAGCUGAGCCAUAUGGUGUUGGUAUAGACUGUUACUACAAUGAAGGUAUUAGCCAAACUGUAGCUGACUUCACUGCUGACGAGAGUAUUAUUGAAAGUAAUACUCUUGUAAGUGAUGCAGAGCUUGAUGAAUUCUUGUAUGGGCAAAGUCAUCUGUCCAAUUCACUGGAUUCUUUAAGCAAUGGUAAUAACUUAAUGGCAGCUGACACAGAAGUAAAUUUGAGAGAUGAGAACCUGGAUUUCACAAAGGUCACUGAAGAACAUGCACAAACAAAACUGGAGGAUAUAACUAGCAUUAGUAGUAAUCUCGAAGUUUCUCCUGCUGCCAGUAAGUUGGAACCUCCAGCAGAGGGGAGUGCAUUUCAUAUUCAAAAUGCGAGAGAGCAUGAUAGUGAGGCACAAGUUUCAAAGCUUCCUACUGAAGGUGCAAGACCAAAGCGGUUGUUUGACUGUACACAAGGAGGUGUUGGUCAGAGACAACUGAAUCAAAUACAUGUGCUGGAGAGAGCUGUUACUCCAGAAGCUGCCUUCUCAAGGAGCAGCAUUACUUCUGAUGGAAGUUCUGAACCUACUGGGGAAAGUGGCACUGAAGCAGGAAAAAGUCAAAUAUUUCAAAGUGUAGAAUCACUUAAAACACCUGCAGCUCUUCUGCACAAACAGCCGUUGUGGGUUCCUGAUUCAGAGGCACCCAACUGCAUGAACUGUCAAGUGAAGUUCACGUUUACAAAAAGACGACACCACUGUCGUGCAUGUGGAAAAGUUUUUUGUGGUGGUUGUUGCAAACGAAAGUGCAAACUACAGUACAUGGAGAAGGAAGCAAGAGUCUGUACUCGCUGCUACGAUGAUAUUAAUAAAGCACAGGCAUUUGAAAGAAUGAUGAGUCCAACAGGUCCUGUCCCUAACUCCAGUGUCUCUUCUGAGAAUUCUUCUCCCCCACCUUUGCUGGAAGCCUGUAUACCUGGUAGUGCCAGCUGUCCCUCAUUUUCUGCAUCAUCACGUAUUUCAGCACUUAAACAACCUGAUAAUGAAGAGCUGUGCCCCAAAGAACAGAAGAGAGUUUGGUUUGCAGAUGGUAUUUUGCCAACUGGUGAAGUGGCAUAUACAACAAAGCUUUCAUCUGGAGCAAAGAGGUCAUCACAGGACACAGUAUGCUCUGAUGUGCCAGAGCUGCAUAUGGCUGCAAAUGCAGAGGAAGAUGACAUACCAUCUGGUGUAAAUUCAAAACCAAAAGAAAUGGAUGUUAUUACAAGAACGGAGGGAUUAUGUCCUGUUCCUUCAGGGGAUGCACAACAGACUAUUUCCAGCCAGAGCGAGAUGGUGGAUAGCGAUAAAUCUUUGACUCCAGACACUAAAGAGUGUUCUUCUGCCACGGAAUCUGAGACUAGUGUUAAUUUAGUAGAUUGGACUAGAAUUGAUAUGCCUGUUAGUCCUGCAAGUUACAGAGCACUUUGUGGUAUUGAAAACUGUGUUCGUAAAGACAUCAGCCUUCUUCCUGAUGGUGAUAAACUGCCACCGCUUCUGCUUGCCACGGGUGAAAAAGGAAAAGAUCCUCUAGUGGAAGAACAUCUAUCUCACCAACAGGUCGCCUUGCUUCUUGAGAAAGGAGGUGCCAAUCCGUUAACUUUUAUCCUAAAUGCAAACUUGCUUGUGAAUGUCAAGUUAAUAUCUUAUUCUUCAGAAAAAUGCUGGUACUUCUCAACAAAUGGGCUACACGGAUUGGGGCAGGCAGAAAUUGUCAUUCUGUUGCAGUGUUUGCCAGAUGAGAAGACUUUUCCUAAUGAAAUAUUCAAAUUAUUUAUUGACAUCUAUAAGAAUGCAGUAAAAGGAAAGUUAACAAGAAACAUGGAAAAUGUUAUGGUUAGUGAAAACUUUCUCGGUAACGAAGAUCAUGGAGGAUUCCUGUUUGUUUCACCAACUUACCAGAAACUUGAUGAUUUAAUUCUACCAGAUAACCCUUUUCUUUGUGGCAUUCUAAUCCAUAAGCUGGAAAUACCCUGGGCAAAAGUUUUUCCAAUCCGUUUAAUGUUGAGAUUGGGAGCAGAAUAUGGGGUAUAUCCAACUCCUGUAGUAAGUUUCAGACAUCGAAAGCCACUCUUUGGAGAAAUAGGUCACACAAUUAUGAAUCUACUUGUUGAUCUUAGAAACUAUCAAUAUACUUUGCAUACCAUAGACAACCUAUUUGUUCACGUGGAAAUGGGUAGAAGCUGUAUUAAAAUACCCUUAAGGAGAUAUAAUCAAGUGAUGAAGGUGAUAAAUUCCUCUAAUGACCAUGUAAUUAGCAUUGGAGCCAGUUUUAACACUGAAGCAGAUUCUCACUUUGUGUGCGUGCAGAAUAAGCAAGGUCUUUAUCAUACACAAGCAAACAGCACUAAUGAACAUCCUAGGAAAGUUACAGGUGCAAGUUUUGUGGUAUUUAAUGGAGCCUUAAAGACAUCUUCAGGAUUUCUAGCUAAAUCCAGUAUAGUUGAAGAUGGAUUAAUGGUCCAAAUAACACCAGAGACAAUGGAAAGCCUACGUCAAGCAUUAAGAGACAAGAAGGACUUCAAAAUAACUUGUGGCAAAGUGGAUGGAGAAGGCCUAAAAGAAUAUGUAGAUGUUUGCUGGGUGGAAGAUGAAGAAAAAACAAACAAAGGAAUUUUAAGCCCGGUGGAUGGAAAAUCGAUGGAAGGAACUCAGAGUGAAAAAAUACCACACACCAGAGACUUUGAAAGAAAAGGGAAAGUUUUGAAGUGUACUGAAGUGUAUUAUUUCCUAAAGGACCAUGAACUACCCAGUGCCGUUCAUCUCCAGUUUGCUAAAGACAUUGCUGCUGCCUGCAGCACUGCUCUUUGCCCACACCUUAAAACCUUGAAGAAGAAUGGGAUGAAUAAGAUAGGCCUGAGAGUUUCUGUUGACUCAGAUAUGGUUGAGUACUUAGCAGGAUCCGGGGGUCACCUUUUUCCACAGAAAUACCUGAAUGAAUUGGACAAAGCUCUGAUUCCUGUGAUCCAUGGUGGGAUGUCAGAUCCUGCAAGCUUACCACUGAAAAUGGAAUUAAUAUUUUUCCUUAUGGAACAUUUAUUUUGAAACCAAUUUCUGGCAAGAUACCGGUUCACUAGCUCUGAACACCAAAGUUGUAAUGCAUCAAACACUAAAGAUCAAAUUUUCUAAAACCAUUUUGGUUUUAAUGGAUUUUCAAACUGUAUUUAAACAAAACAAGAGCCCAACUUCCAUUUGUUACUUUACCACAGAAAGAAGCGUAGUCUGUAAAGUUCCCUAAAGUUCUGAAACUUUACACUUAAUACAGUUGCAGAAGAAGGCAGUUGCUUACCUCUGUACACUAUUGUACCAUUUACAUUGUGUUGUGUAACUUCCAGCCAUACUAUCUUGCCUCGUAACGUCAGAUAAGUAUUGAAGAAACUGCUGCAGUUAGAUCUUAUCUCAUCCUGAAGCAUGCGCUUUCCAUGUGCAAAGAACUUCCUUGCUAUUUGAGGUUCAGAUAUGAGGUCUUAGGUAGCUGACUGCAUACUUCAUGCCUCAGUGUAAAUACAGGUGGACACUUCUUGACACUUGUUUUUGAUCAGCACAAGGAAUCACAGAAUGGUUUAGAGUGGAAGGGACCUUAAAUAUCACCUAGUUCCAGUCCCCCUUCCGUGAGCAAGGUUACCCCCGACCAGAUGAGGCUGCCCAGGGCCCCAUCCUGCCUGGCCCUGAGCAUCUACAGGGAGGAUGGGACACCCACAGCUUCUCUGGGCAUCCUGUGCCUGGGCCUCAGCACCCUCUGAGUAAGCAAUUUCUUCCUAACGUCUAACCUAAACCUCCCUUCUUUUUGUUUAAAGCCCUUGCACCUCAUCCCAUCACUCUCAGACUGUGCAAAAAGUUGAGCUCCCUUUAAGUACUGGAAGGAUGCAGUGAGAUCUCAGAGCCUUCUCUGGAGUACUGCAUCCAGGCCUGGGGUCCCCAGCACAAAAAGGAUGCAGAGCUGCUGGAGUGGGUCUAGAGGACCACAAAAAUGAUCAGAGGGCUGGAGUACUUCUCUUUGGAAAAAACAGUGAGGGAGCUGGUUUCUUCCAAACCUCAUUAGAGUCCUGUGGGCCCACUUCUCAAGCCUGUCCAGGUCCCUCUGGAUGGUGUCCAUUCCUUCUGUUCUGUCAGCUGUACCAUUCAGCUUGCUGAGGGCGCACUUGAUGCAGCUGUCUGUCUCAUUGAUAAAGAUGCUGAGGAGCACCAGUCCCAAGACAGACUCCUGGGGUGACACUGCUUAUGACCUGCCUCCACUUGGAUGUAGAUCCAUUGACCACAUCUCUCUGGCUGUGACCAUCCAAUCAGUUAUUUAUCUAUCAUAUAUUCCACCCUUCAAAAUCUGUCUCUCUCCAAUUAGGAGUAAGGUGGUGGGGGACCGUGUUAAAGGCCUUGCAGAAAUCCAGGUGGGUGACCUCAGUUGCCCUUUCUUUGUCCACAGAUGCUGUCACUAUCAUAGGACACCAGAUAGGUCAGGCAGAAUCUGCCCUUGGGGAAGCUGUGCUGGCUGUCUCAGUUCACCUGCUUGUUUUGCGUGUGCGUUAACGCAUGAGGAGGAUCUGUUCCAUGAUCUUCCCAGGUGCAGACCCAGGCUCACUGGCCUAUAGUUCCCCAGGUCUUCUUGCACUGCUCUUACAGUGGAAGGGAUUUUGCUCACCUAGCGUCAACAUAGGUGUUCAGGGACAUGACAGGCGUGGGAAGCCUGACUGGCAGUGAAGACCGAGUCAGCCUUCUCCAUGUCUGUUGUAUUCAGUUCUCCCUUCUAAGUCAUCAGAGGGGGUACGCUCUCCUUUGCCUGUCUCUUCUGACCAACGUACCCAUAGAAUCUGUUAUUUUUCACACCCUUUGCCAGAUUUAGUUCCACCUGCACCUUGGCUUUUCUGAUUCCAUCUCAGCAAGACAACUGGCCCUGUUACCUUUUUGGAGGAGCCCUCCAGAAUUCCUUUGGGACAGAUCUGAGGCUUUCCCCUCCUUUCUAAAGUGCUCUUCCGUCACUUAGCAGUACAUCCCCCAUCAAAUCCCAUUUAAAAAAAAAAUUGCAAUUAAGUUUACAACAGCAUUGUAGGUGAAGUUCUGACUUCUUAAGAUACCAUGCUGGUGCUUCAGGAACAUACGCUUCUGAAUUACUUUUUGUAGAAAAACUGAUUCAAUUCUUGAAUUUGUAGGGAUUUAUCUUACUAAAACAGAUACUAUUUUUAUAAAUACUGAUCUUUUUUCUUUUACUGGGUGUUCAGAAGUCUUGAUGCAGUCUGACCUUUUGAGGAUUCGUAAAACGCCAGGUUAUCCUUGAAGUAAUCUACAUGUAGCAAUAAGACAGGAAUUCUGCACUAUCUUUUCUGCUUGCUUCUGCUUUUCUUACCUCUUGGUAGCCUCCUUUAUUUUCAGGGAGGACAAAUGUAUUAAGUGUGCGUUUUCAUGAACAGAUUUAGUAUUGUAUGUAUUUUUUUAUAUUGGGUCCUUAAAAUCUAUUUAUGUACUUGGGAUGCACGUGAUUUGUACCAAGGUUCCAUGAACCAAGGUUUGGUGUCUGUCACAACUAUUUACCAAAAAGAAAACAACAGAACCGAGUUCAUGUUCUAUAUUGUUUUCAGUAAAAAUGCUGGUACAGGUUUAUGAGGCUAUUAACAGUUUGCUGUCUUCUCGAUGCUCAUUGGGGAUAUUUCGUGUUUUUGUCUCAAAAACAACUUGUAGCUUAACCUGUUCAGCUCUGUGCUUUAGAAAACAAGUGUUGGAAGAUGUCAGGCUCGUGGCCUGGAGGACUCUGGGGAUACAUUUGAACUGAUUCUUCGGCAAAACUGUAGUUCUGGAGAGGAGCUGGGGGCCGCAGGAUGGGCGGUUCAGUGCAAGCAAGUCGCACCUCGAUGCCGCUGGGCAACCUCACCGUUGUUUCCUCUGGUUAAUAAAUGUAAUGAGGUGGAGGUGACCUUCCUGCGCUGCAGCAUCUCCCUGAUCCGGGAGGGGCAAAGCAGCAAAACGCGUGUUUGUGCCGCCAGGUAACUAGAGGAGCCUUUUGCCAUUUAUCCUGUACUAACGAUCUCUAAGAGUUAAAUAAAGGCUAUCCCUUAUUUAAAUAAAA
Messenger RNA from Numida meleagris (helmeted guineafowl), 7813 nucleotides. It is a transcript of the gene ZFYVE16, whose product is annotated as zinc finger FYVE-type containing 16. Gene Ontology annotation, cellular component: early endosome membrane. Gene Ontology annotation, molecular function: metal ion binding. The record is from RefSeq and is a predicted model, not a curated record. Gene Ontology annotation, biological process: endosomal transport; protein targeting to lysosome. NCBI's taxonomy places the organism in Eukaryota, Metazoa, Chordata, Aves, Galliformes, Numididae. The transcript is spliced from 19 exons. Bases 277 to 4803 code for a protein of 1508 amino acids.